Puccinia triticina is the source of this 1215-nucleotide messenger RNA. RefSeq lists its product as uncharacterized. Gene Ontology annotation, cellular component: cytoplasm. NCBI's taxonomy places the organism in Eukaryota, Fungi, Basidiomycota, Pucciniomycetes, Pucciniales, Pucciniaceae. Gene Ontology annotation, biological process: protein refolding. The coding region runs from base 1 to 1215 and encodes 404 amino acids. The transcript has 5 exons. The record is from RefSeq and is a predicted model, not a curated record. Gene Ontology annotation, molecular function: Hsp70 protein binding.
AUGCACCCCCCCAGCCAGAACCUCUACAACAUACUCGAGCUUCCACAGACCGCCUCCCGCGCCGAGAUCAGAGCGGCCUACCAUCGCCUGGCCAAGCAGACCCAUCCGGACAAGAACCCAGACGCCGACCCGGCAGGCUUCCAGGCCCUCCAGCAGGCCUACGAGACCCUCAGCGACCCCCAGCAGCGGGCCGAGUACGACGCGCGCGGCUGGCCCACUAAGGAAACCCCGCCCGCGCACCCCUUCCAUGGCUCGGCGGUCGAGGAGCUGUUUACGUCGAUGUUCAGGAACGAGCUUCCGGCCGGCUUCUUCGCCAGCCACCCCUUCCUGGCCCCUUGCCAUCCCCCCCCCUGGACCCCCGCCCCGGAAGCCAAGUCGCCCGACACCAGAAUCGAAUUCCAGGCCACCCUCCACGACCUCGUCAACGGCCGCACGGUGCUCACCGACAUCCCCCGCCAGGUCGGCUGCCAAGCCUGCAAUGCAACCGGCUUCCAUCCCAAUGCUGCCCUGCGUCAGUGUCGUAGAUGCGACGGGAGAGGCUACCAAACAUCCACACAAUCUUCGUAUGGUCUAUUCACACACACCCAAUCCACAUGCGCAUCGUGUGGUGGCGCAGGAUCGAAGAUGAGCUCGGACGACUGUUGCGCGCAAUGUAGGGGCUCGUGUAUCAUCACGGAAACGGCGGUGGUCGAGUGGGAGAUAGCCAAAGGAAUGCUGCCCGGACAGACGAUCACCUUGCCUGGGAUGGGCAAUGCCCUGCCGGGCCAUCUGCCAGGCGACGUCGUCAUCCGUCUGCGCGUGGCCCCGCACCCCGCCUUCGAGAUCGUCCCCCCGGACUCGCGAGACCUGCUUCUCUCCGUCUCCGUCACGCUGUCCGAGGCGCUCCUCGGGAUGGACCGGGUCCUGUUCCGGCAUCUCGACGGCCGCGAGAUCCGGGUCCGUCUGCCCGGGCCCCACCAGGAAGGCCACCAGGUCAUCACCCACGGCGACCUCCGGGCCAUCCGCGGCAUGGGCCUUCCCCCCCAGUCCCCCGCCCAGCCCCGCGGAGAUCUGUGGCUCAAAUUCAUCGUCGAAUCGCCCUCCCCCGCCUGGCUCAGGGCCCACGAUCUGGCCCUCCUCCGCAGCGCCCUGCCUCCCUGUCGUCAGGACAUCCCCCACUCAGAUGCUCCUCAAGAAUACGCCAGCCUGGAAUCUGCUGUCGUCAACAAGGUAUGA